This is a messenger RNA of Daucus carota subsp. sativus, 2872 nucleotides long. Its product is annotated as phospholipase D alpha 1. Gene Ontology annotation, biological process: phospholipid catabolic process; phosphatidylcholine metabolic process. Bases 141 to 2579 code for a protein of 812 amino acids. Gene Ontology annotation, cellular component: plasma membrane. Gene Ontology annotation, molecular function: calcium ion binding; D-type glycerophospholipase activity. The record is from RefSeq and is a predicted model, not a curated record. NCBI's taxonomy places the organism in Eukaryota, Viridiplantae, Streptophyta, Magnoliopsida, Apiales, Apiaceae. The transcript has 4 exons.
CCCAAUAUAUUCAUACUCAUCACACACUAAACAUCGGAUCAAAUAUUUACACACUAGCCAUGUCUCUUUUCAUCUUUUAAGUACUUUUUCGCUUCUCUGUUUCCCAACUGUGCCUCUGCACUCCAUUUUCACAUUAAAACAUGUCUCAGGUUCUGCUUCAUGGUACUCUUCACGUUACGGUCUACGAGGUUGAUAAGCUUCAUGUGGAAGGAGGAGGUGGCGGCGGUGGCGGUUUCUUCUCCAAGAUGAGGGAGAAUAUUGAGGAGACUAUUGGGAUAGGUAAAGGGACUGCCAAGAUUUAUGCAACUAUUGAUCUUGAAAAGGCUAGAGUUGGGCGUACCAGAAUGAUCGAACAUGAACCGACCAACCCUAGGUGGCAGGAGUCUUUCCACAUUUACUGUGCUCACCAUGCAACCAAUGUUAUAUUUACUGUCAAGGAUGACAAUCCCAUCGGUGCAACUCUGAUUGGAAGGGCUUACGUGUCUGUUCGCGAGUUUUUAGAUGGAGAAAAAAUAGAUAAAUGGGUUGAGAUUGUGGAUGAAAACAAAAAUCCUAUUAGCGAAGGUUCUAAAAUUCAUGUGGCGCUACAGUAUUUCAAAAUUACUCAAGAUCGUAGCUAUGCUCGUGGAAUUAUGAGCCCCAAGUUUCCUGGGGUUCCUUAUACAUUUUACGCCCAAAGACAGGGUUGUCGAGUCUCUUUGUACCAAGAUGCCCAUGUGCCAGAUAAUUUUGUGCCUAAAAUUCCUCUUGCUGGAGGAAAGUGUUAUGAGCCACAUAGAUGUUGGGAAGAUGUCUUUGAUGCAAUCACCAAUGCAAAACACUUGAUUUACAUUACCGGUUGGUCUGUUUAUACAGAAAUCACGUUAAUAAGGGACUCGAAGAGAGAAAAACCUGGGGGAGACGUUAAGCUUGGUGAGAUUCUAAAGAAGAAAGCAAAUGAAGGUGUAAGAGUUCUUAUGCUUGUUUGGGAUGACAGAACAUCUGUUGGUCAACUAAAGAAAGAUGGAUUGAUGGCUACCCAUGAUGAGGAAACUGAACAAUUCUUCCAAGGUACCGACGUCCAUUGUGUGCUAUGCCCUCGUAAUCCUGAUGAUGGUGGAAGCAUGGUCCAAGGUUUAACUAUUUCUACCAUGUUCACUCAUCACCAAAAGAUUGUGGUGGUUGACAGUGAAAUGCCUGAUAAAGGAUCACACAAGCGGAGGAUUGUGAGUUUUGUUGGUGGUAUUGAUCUUUGUGACGGAAGAUAUGAUUCUCCUUAUCACUCACUUUUCAGAACUUUGGACUCUGCACACCAUGAUGAUUUUCACCAGCCAAACUAUACUGGUGCAUCAAUCGAAAAAGGUGGACCUAGGGAACCCUGGCAUGAUAUUCACUCCCGUCUUGAAGGUCCAAUUGCUUGGGAUGUGUUGUUUAAUUUUGAGCAGAGAUGGAAGAAACAAGGGGGAAAGGAUUUACUUGUUAACCUAAGAGAGCUUGAUGAUGUCCUCAUCCCACCAUCUCCAGUCACAUAUCCUGAUGACAAUGAAUCAUGGAAUGUUCAAUUAUUCAGAUCCAUAGACGGCGGAGCUGCUUUUGGCUUUCCUGAUACACCUGAAGAUGCAGCUAAAGCAGGUCUUGUUAGUGGGAAGGAUAAUAUAAUUGAUCGAAGUAUUCAAGAUGCUUAUAUACAUGCCAUUCGUCGUGCAAAACACUUCAUUUACAUUGAGAAUCAGUAUUUUCUUGGAAGCUCAUUUGGUUGGAAAUCUGAUGAUCUAAAGGAUGAGGACGUCAAUGCUUUGCAUCUUAUUCCAAAGGAACUAUCACUGAAGAUUGUUUCAAAGAUUGAGGCUGGGGAAAGGUUUGCUGUUUAUGUCGUCGUCCCAAUGUGGCCAGAAGGCAUACCAGAGAGUGGAUCGGUUCAAGCCAUACUGGACUGGCAGAAGAGGACAAUGGAGAUGAUGUAUAAAGAUAUCAUUCAGGCUUUACGGGAUAAGGGAAUGGAUGAUGACCCUAGAGAAUAUUUGACAUUUUACUGCCUUGGUAACCGGGAGGCGAAGAAGAGUGGAGAAUAUCAACCUACAGAAGAACCAGAAGCAGACUCAAAUUAUUUAAAGGCCCAACAGGCUCGUCGCUUCAUGAUAUACGUUCAUGCCAAGAUGAUGAUAGUUGAUGAUGAGUACAUAAUAAUUGGAUCUGCGAAUAUCAACCAGAGAUCAAUGGACGGUGCUAGGGAUUCUGAGAUAGCCAUGGGAGGAUAUCAACCACAUCAUCUUGCAGCAAGGCAACCAGCAAGGGGCCAAGUCCAUGGACUCAGAAUGUCAUUGUGGUACGAACACCUUGGCAUGCUUGACGACACUUUCCAGCAUCCAGAGAGUGUAAACUGUAUUCGAAAAGUGAAUCAGAUGGCUGAUAAAUACUGGGACCUCUUUGCAAGCGAAAAUUUGGAAAAGGAUUUGCCUGGACAUAUGCUGAGAUACCCUGUUGAAGUUACAAGUAAUGGCGAUAUCAAAGAGCAUCAAGGCAUGGAGUAUUUCCCGGACACUAGCGCCAGGAUUCUUGGUGCUAAAUCUGAUUACAUGCCCCCCAUUCUCACAACUUGAUUGCUUCACUACAGAACCUUUUUCUUCUUCCUUAAAUGAAAUAAAUAACAGCUCUAACUUCUUUAAUAAAACCAGUGAUAAAGUAAUAAAUUAUCGAACUAUUUGUUUCAGACUUCAGAUUCGUAACAUGCAGUGACAUGUAUAUAUGCAUAUUAAUUCUAAUGGGAUUAGUUUUUGUAGUUCUUGAUGAGUAUUAAGGAUAUCUACACAGCAUUCUGGUUGAUGACUUGAUGCUAAUGCUUGAUUGACAUGGUUCGGCGAUCAAUAGAAUAUUUUUAGAUUUUUCUUUGAGA